This is a messenger RNA of Clonostachys solani, 741 nucleotides long. The record is from the annotation of a GenBank genome assembly. NCBI's taxonomy places the organism in Eukaryota, Fungi, Ascomycota, Sordariomycetes, Hypocreales, Bionectriaceae.
AUGGCUGUGACUGGCAAGCCGCGCAAACUUCGCCUCGUGACGCUGCGAUGCUUCACCAUCCCGGACGUUAUCGCCCAAGAGCGGGGUCAGUUUGAUAGAAUCUUCGCCGACUGGAUAGAUCUGGCGGCUGAAGAGAGAAAUAACAAGCACGGCCCAUCUGAACAAAUCGCCGUGGAACACCAGGGUUAUGAUGUUGUCGACAAGGAUGAGUACCCGCAACAUUUGGACAAAAUUGAUGGUCUCAUUAUCACGGGCUCUACAGCGUCAGCAUAUGAUGAUGAGCCCUGGGUUCAUAAACUUUCUACGUUCAUUAAAGGAUCAUGUGGCGUUCGGGUUGCUCCCAACCCCAAGGGAUGGGAAAUUGGAGUUCACGAGGUUGGGUUGAAUAGACCUUUCGUGGAUAGGUUCCCUGAACUUCUUAAAGCUGGAAAUCUAUCCUACCAAUUUCUUCAUCAGGACAAUGUCUCCGUUGAGCAGGCUAUGUUGCCAGCAAACUGGGUUCAAGUCGGGACCACGCCGUUGUGUGAGGUCCAGGGGCUCUUUGAUCCUGGUCAUGUUUUGACACUCCAGGGUCACCCCGAAUUUGAUUCAUAUAUCAACAAAUUGAGCACGGCGUCUCUGGCGAGGGCGAGAGGGUUUUCGAAUGAGGAGAUGCACCAUUACUCACAACUCAUUGAACGAGGCGAUUCGCGACAACUCGCCGGCCAAUUGGUCCUUGAAUUCUUCUGCCAGACCAGUUGA